AUGGUGUUUUUUUCGAAGAAGCACGGGAUUUAUAGUUCGAAGCUGACGCUUCAUGUGUACAGCAUAGCUCUACAAUGCAUGAUGGGCGUUAGGAUGAUUUUGUGUUCCCCGAACUUAGGAGACUUGAGUUUGGUCUUUAAAGUGAGAUCACUUCAAGACGUUUAUGAGUUGGGAUUUGACCUUUUACAAUAUGGUGGAAUUGCCCAUAUCGGAUUAGCACUACUGACACUGGGCGGUGUCUUCCUAACCUAUUUCUUUGUGAGCCUUUUCAGGAUUCCAAUGAUUGUGGUUUCAAUGAUUCAAGGCUCAUUUUGCAGUACCACGGCCUUAGUCUGCGUGUACUUCUUGCAAAAGGGCUAUUCUAAUGUUAAUAAAUUAGUUGACUACUUGGCAACUACUGGCAGUUAUUUGGGAUUUGACCUCAAGAAAACGGACAUGCUUGUGGAUAAACGACCAGAACUGUUUUUCAUUGGAGUUCUAGCCACAAUGGCCUCAUCAAUGUAUUCUCGUGCGCAGUGUAUAAGUGGCGACGAUUCCUGCCCCGAAACUAUGAUCAACGCACCCAGUCUUACAAUUGGUCUUGCAAUUUCAUUUGCCCUCAUUGCCCCUUGUAGAGACUACAGGAUUGUGAUUUUAGGUGUAAUUUGGCUCUUGGCUUGCAUCGUAGGUGAAGUUAUCACAACCAUAGGGAGCUUCAAGAUUCUCAAAUUCGUUAACUACACAUUAAUCAUUGUUCACUUUUCGAUGUUCGUGUUUUCACUGGUAACAAUCAUACAUUGUGUCCGAAUUUACACUCACGGGAGACUGGAUUACUCUUCGUACAUCUCACUUGUUAGGGGUGAAAUAAAUAAUUAUGUUGGAGACUACGUUAAUGAGCACUCUGAGGCCUUGAAAAGUUACGUUAAUUACGAUACUGUUAAGGGUUAUUUCCAUAAUCUAACAACUCAACAUACUGAUGAACAAAUCAACCUUUAUAUGGGAAAUGGGAAUUUCUUGCUCGUGGUCAUCCUCUUAUGUACUGUUAACACUGUUUUUACUUUAAUUGCAACUCUGUACAUGUUGUUCAAGUUCUUUGACAUUUUCAGCGACGGAAAAGAAAAGGACAAGUCCAAGAAAACAUCAAAGAAAACGCCCAGGGAUGAUAGGAGCUUCUGUGUCGUUAUUGACCAAGGAUGA
Theileria parva strain Muguga is the source of this 1176-nucleotide messenger RNA. Its product is annotated as putative integral membrane protein. The transcript has a single exon. Bases 1 to 1176 code for a protein of 391 amino acids. The record is from RefSeq and is a predicted model, not a curated record. NCBI's taxonomy places the organism in Eukaryota, Apicomplexa, Aconoidasida, Piroplasmida, Theileriidae.